Molecule: messenger RNA, 5358 nt
Organism: Lepisosteus oculatus (spotted gar)
Lineage: Eukaryota; Metazoa; Chordata; Actinopteri; Semionotiformes; Lepisosteidae
Source: RefSeq, a predicted model, not a curated record
GUACCGUGGUAGUGCUGUCCAGUUCAUGCGCUCCGGUAGCGGCUUGUGUGGUGCUGAAAGGACAGCUCCUAUCCGCGCUACAGGACCGCGGGGAGAAACUGCAGUGCAAACAGUAGAGUAAGCACUGACUGCACACGAUGUCUGUGCUUUAAGGCGAAAUUCAGGUGCCAGAGGUGCUUUUCAUGAGUGUUGCAUGUUUUUUUAAAGGCAUCGUUCGGAUACUUAAGAGGCGAUCGUGAUAAAAAAAAAAUACUCAGAUACUCUAGAAGAAGUUUGAAGGACGCGCACGGAAUUGCAAGUGCAAAUAUAAAGCUCAAUACAUUGAUGCCCAACAGUUGCUUGGUGCUGCAUCCUGGUGUGAGUUUACUAAGCUGUAAAAAGAGAGAGAAAAUAUUAUUUUAUUAUGCUGAACAGUCGCUUUUCCGCAGGGAAUUGCUGAACAGCUUUGUUAUACGAUAACGGUGGCGAGCGCAACUGCGGAGUACACGAGCUCAUCUGUAUCAGAAAAGUGUCUCCAGAGGCGCUAGGGUUCCUGUCGGCUGUUGGGGUUUUCAUCGUCCUGAUGAUUCUCCUUUUUUUAUACCUCAACAACAAACUGUGCUUUGAGAGUGUGGGGGAACUGUCAUGCCUAGACGAGUACAGGAAGAACAAGGAUUUACAAGAUAAGGACUAUCCAGAUGGAGACCUGCGCGGCUCUUCCUCGGAGAGCGAGGACGAAGUGAUGGGGAAGUACCAGGAGGCCAUGUCCCGCUCCCAGGCUGCCCGCGGAGCAGAGGCCCGGCACCCGAAGGGCUACGUCUGGGAGACCAGGCAGAAGUACAGCCCGCUGUCAGCGGAGUACGAUGGCUACAGCAGUGAGGCAUCCACAGAGGAGGUGAACUGCAUCCAGAGAAUGAGGCGCACGCCCCCGCUGGACGAGCUGCAGCCGCCCCCCUACCAGGACGAGGAUGGCUCUCCGCGCAUGUCCUGUACGCCCUCCGACCUGGGGGACGCCAAGUGUGAGCUGUCCCACUGCAGCGACAGCCCUCGCCACUCCUACAGCAAGUGCCCCAGCGAGGGCAGUGCCGGCCACGAGACGGAGAGCUACCUCAACAAGGGCUACGAGGAAGAUGUGCCCAGCGACAGCACCGCCGUGCUGAGCCCUGAGGACAUGUCUGCCCGUGGCUCAGCAGCACAGCUUCCGAAGCCCUACGAGCCCGAGCCCGUGGCGAAGUACGGCACUCUGGACGUGGUAUUUGACUACGACUCCGAGGAGCAGAGGCUGCUGGUCACGGUGACGGCCGUGACAGACAUCCCCGCGCUCAAGCGGACCGGGAACAUCUCUUGGCAGGUCCACCUGGUCCUGCUGCCCCAGAGGAAACAGAGGGCCAAGACUGGCAUCCAGAAAGGGCCCUGUCCCGUUUUCACAGAGACCUUCAAGUUCACCCGAAUCGAGUCGGAGAUGAUCGGGAACUACGCGGUACGCUUCCGGCUGUAUAGUGUGCGGCGCAUGAAGAGAGAAAAAGUGCUGGGGGAGAAGGUGUUCUACCUCACCAAGCUCAACCUGCAGGGCAAGAUGUCUGUUCCUGUCACACUGGAGCCCUGCUGCAGCCUCACACAGGGCUGCGACUCUCAAAUGAGCAUCUCCGAGAUGUCCUGCAGCGAGACUGCCUCGUCUUUCCAGUCCGCGGGCCAGGGCUCCAUGCCGGAGAUCUUGGUGGGACUCAUCUACAAUGCCACCACUGGGCGGCUCUCUGUGGAAGUCAUCAAGGGCAGCCACUUCAAGAACCUGGCAGCCAACAGACCACCCACUUCCCAACCCCUGUUGUCAGAUGGGCUGUUCUGUUGUCUAAAACACUUGAUAGGUGGACAGGUUUAUAUAAUCCGAGACACAUAUGUGAAACUGACCUUGUUGAACUCAAUGGGCCAGGAGAUGUCCAAGUGCAAGACCUCCAUCUGCAGGGGCCAACCUAACCCAAUCUACAAAGAGACUUUCAUUUUCCAAGUUGCACUUUUCCAGCUGUCGGACGUGACGCUCAUCCUCUCCGUCUACAACAAGAGGAGCAUGAAACGCAAAGAGAUGAUCGGCUGGAUCUCGCUGGGACUCAACAGCUCGGGGGAGGAGGAGCUCAGCCACUGGACCGAGAUGAAGGAAUCGAAAGGGCACCAGGUGUGUCGCUGGCACUCACUGCUGGAGUCCUAGGGAGCGGGGGCUGGGCUGGGUGGGGAGGUAGGUACAGGCCCCUAAGGGCCCAGGUGACGGGGGCUGAGGAGGUACAGCAGCACAGAAGACGGAGAAAGAAACGGAACAAACGAGCCACCUCUGGUUCACCCAGACCUGCAGGCAAAGUACCAUACAGAUGUCUGCCAGGCAUGGGAACUGCCACAGGAGCGAGGGCUCAUCAAAAGCCAAGUAAGCAACAAGCUUUCAGUCCACGAAAGCGAAUCACUGCACCCUUAGAGCAGAACCUUCUCGUUUUUAAACAGCCUCUCAAAGCUUAGCAGAGGCUAGAAUGCACAGGCUUGCAUUUUCAGAGCGUGCAUUCUGGCUCAAAGAAGAAUAAACCCAGUUUUUGAGAUAGCAAAGGGGCCGUUUCAUUUGUCCGUGACCUGGUGAGCCGGUUGAGACCGUGUUUCUUUCCCAAGCGUGGAGGGUAUGAAGGAAUGCACAGGGUGGCCUGUGCCCAGUUUCAUAUCUCAGCAGCAGCUAUUUAACCUGGUUGAAAAGCCACAGAACAUGCAAAGGUAGGCCACUUUCCAAGCAUGUGUGUUCAAGGCAAAAUUCACUCUGGCUCUGCAGUGGAGUCUCGACAAAGCCGUAAAAUGAUAAAAUGCUGUUUUUUACGUUUAUUUGAUUAUUUUUUAUUUUGGAGUCGUAGCUUGUAAGGGAUUUUGUAGCAACAAAGUGCGAUGAUUGUCAGAAGACAUUCAGCAGUACAAUCCACUAACCGUUAUUGUGAAUUUAUAUUACUCUGUCUCCCACUCUGAGGGGCGUCUGCUUUCCACCAGCUCGUUAUGUGUUGACAUGCAAGGAUCACCACACACAGCUCUAGCACACCACACUCACUGACCGCUCUUGCUCUUUUUUUAAAUCGUCACCUCAUUUUCCUUUUUCAGUUUUUUUUCCUUUUGGACUAACAGGUAUGGUUGAGUACCAUAACUGGCCCUGGUAUAUUUACAAAGGUGUGAGUACAGUGGUCAUUAUAACACACUUUGCUAAACGUUGUUUUUUUCAGAAGGUCCUUACUAAUGUCAGAUACUUAAAUGAUCCCUUUCAGAUGAAGAUUAUCUGAACUUUUAGCCCAGCAUUCAUCCAUCCAGUUUCAGAAGGCCUCUGAUCCAUGGUAAAAGCUGUGGCGAACUGGAUUCUGUCCUGAAAGCACAGGGGGCAAGGUGGUCCUCUGCAACACACACUCAUAGGGACAAUGCAGAGACAAAAAUUAAACCAGUGAGAAUGUCGUGGGACAGAGAGACGUAACUGUAACAUGCAAACUCAACACAGCAGGUGGCACAAUCCAGACCUGAGCGAUGAGACUCAGCAGAAAUAUUUGGCAUGACAUCGGCCUUUUGGAAUUUUCUAUGCCUUGGUAAAUUAAUUCCGGUGCUGGUCUAAAAGCAGAUACCUCAGAAAUCAAAAACACCUAAAUAGUAUUUAUAAUUAUCAACACAUUUGGAUAAUUGUACACAAUUUUGGAUAAGUGUACAAUUCUUGCACACAAGAACAUUGAACAUGAAAAUGAUCGCAAGCAAGAGGAAGCCAUUCAGUCCUUCUAGAUCGUUAGGUAGUUACUAGUUAAUUGUUCUGAAGAUCUAAUCCAGUAUACAGUAAGUGCUUGAAUAGUAGUGCUAUCUAGAGGUUUCUUUAGAGGUGUCCCCCCACAGUCAUGUUAAAAGCACCUUAGGCAAAGGAACAUCACCUAAGGGUCUUUGAAAGCAGUGUACAUUUUUGAUGUUCCUGAGAUGUUGGCACUCGGCAAUCUCUCCCUUGACUUUGCCCCAAAGUAGUUUUUGACUGAUGUUGCUAGAGAGGAUAAGAAAGAGAGGUUUUGCAGAUUCAGUGAGACUAAGGGAGCUGCAGUAUGUGGUCAGGUGCAGAUGUUUUUCACAUUACCAGCAGCUCAAGAGAUUUUGCUUUCUAGGUAGAUAACUAAUUCCUUUCAAAUGCUCCAGCACUUGCAUUCACUAAAUGGGGAAUAACAAAAUGAUAAAAUUGCCCGGUUAAUUAUCAAAUUGGUACCUUAUUAGCACCCUUUUGUAGUUAUAUGUGGAAAGCUAGAAGCAGUGAGGUAGAGAGGAUGCGUUGGCAGAAGCAAAAACACUCCAAGUCACCUGUCACUUUAUGUCUGGUGUAGGUAUUUCAUGGCAGGUGUAUUUUUCACUGUGGCGAUAAGGGAGUCUUUAGCUAUAAUGUCUGUGAUGUGUUUUUUUAAAUUAAGGACAAGAAAAGAAAACAUCCCUCCAGGUUGUCAAUUCAGCUUCCUAAGAAGGAUUCCCUCUACAGCUGGACUCAUAGUUAUAGAGGGUUUUCCUUAAGACUUAAGACUGCUUAAGACUGGCAGGUAUGUCCCCUGACAAUGCUCUGCACUUAAAGGAUUACUCAUGUAGACAAUAACACUUAAAUAACAAUAAAGGUUUAUCCUUAGCACAGUAUUGCUAAGAAAACCCCUAGUCCUGACAUCCACUAGUUGUAUUAUUCCAUACCAAACAAAAUUAAUCACUUCUCUGGAUGGGAAGCAUUCAACUCCCAUGUCUAUUUAAGGAGUCAAAAAAAAACACAAAAAUGCUGCCCUUCCAACUCAGCUUGCCAAAGGAACAAGCGUCAAGAACAGGAAAGUACAGUGCUCCCAUGCCCAGGAAUUCACAAUCCCCUGUGUAUCCAGACCCUGCCCAGAUCACUGCGCUCUGUGCUGCCGAAUGCUGCGGUGUCGUCACUGGCUCCUGAGCUCCUGAGCCUGGGAGUUAGGGCCACUCCGAGAGCUACAGUACAAGACAACCUCACAGCCCAGUGAACUGGUGUGGAAACACCCCCGGUGAGCUUGUUGGUAUUUUGCAGAAGGAGAGAAUUCAGAAACGAUGUGUAGGAAACAGCACGACACAAGAGAGAACAUGACCAAUCCCCCCCAACCCACACACAGACAGGAACAUAAAAAGGCAUUUCUCCACCUGGUAAGCUGCGCUUGGCAUAAGGGAGAGACAGAGUACAAAGAUGAAAACAGAAUGAGACAUCCCUUACAAGCUUUAAAAUUAUCUGCUUCAAAGCAUUUCUAAGAGGGUUAUGUUAAAUCCCCAAAAAGUUGACAGAAUUUCAUUUUACAACAGUAUGCUUUCCAGUAUUGCAAUAGGAACUUUAAUUUACUAUAUUUGUUUCCUAAAGUUGUU